Molecule: messenger RNA, 2673 nt
Organism: Eimeria necatrix
Lineage: Eukaryota; Apicomplexa; Conoidasida; Eucoccidiorida; Eimeriidae
Exons: 1
Coding region: 1-2673 (890 amino acids)
Source: RefSeq, a predicted model, not a curated record
AUGAACCCACAGCCUCAUGUGUGCAGGCAUGAUCUGCCACUCUCUGGUACCACCCAUCAAGGCUCCGAUUCAUAUCUGCGGAGGCAAAUCGAUCAGCGCUGCGCGGAUGAAUCACCCUCUAUCCAGCGUAAAGAAAGCAACAAACUGUUUGGAUCGUCUUGGACUCGUCUGCUAGGGGUAGCAUUCACCUCAUUGGCAGCAGCGUAUUUUUUGCUGUUUUGCUUUCGCUUUAUAGAGUCUGCGCGUCAGUUUGCCCCGCCCACUAGAUCUCUCGCAGAUCGUCAAGGUGAACCAUGUUAUCCAGGCAGUGUAUCUGGGGAUGGCGAUGAAGGUGGCAGUUGGCCGACGGGGGAUUCGGCAGAAGGUUUAGAGCUGGAGGAUUUUGGGGAAGGUAGCCUUUUGCUGCAUCACGAGGCUUCGGGAUUACAAGGCGCUGCCGGAGGAACACGAGAGGUAGAUGCUGAGGCUGCAUCCUAUCUCGAUAUUUCGGAAGAUGCUGCUGGCUUUAACCCCACGCAUACUGAAGACGCUGGUUUGCACUUAUGGGAAGGCCGGAACAUGCCUGCGGACCAAGAAGAGCGUUUGAAAAAUCUCUUUGGCCGCAUGAAAGACACUUUGAAUUUAUGUGGGCCGCUGUUGCCAGUGUUAACGUACAUGCAACGCAUGCAGGUGGUAUUUUAUGUUGCUAGGUUGGUCGGCCUGGAUUUGGGAGCCGCAUCACUUGUUAAGGAGAAUAUGGAGCCUGAGAGGAGAGCCGUAGGCGACUCUGCCAUCCAAUUGAUAAAUCGCCUACUUGAGCAAGUGGACGACGAACGAAGCAAUAGAAAAUUUCGCCGGAAAGUUCAAGAUUUAGGACAGUUACUUGAAGAGAUAAAGCAGCCGCGGCAAAUCAGUGAAGAAAAGAGCGCUCAAAAAUACAAAAUGAAGAUGAUAGCCUUGAUGUCAACUGCCGAAGUGGCUCUAAAGUGUUGCGCGGGAGUUUUGCAAGGGCUGCAACAGUUAAAGGAAGAUUCGCCGAGGAGGCUGCCACCGAAAGUAGUUGCGCAGCAGGUGGGUGUUUUGAAAGCGAUUUUCGAUGCCCACGUUAAUAGUCUGUCCAAAGACGGUUCCCUUCGACAACACAUUUUAGAAUGCCAAAGACGUAUAGGUACGCGUAGGAUUAUCAGUAAGGAUUAUUUUACGACGUCCAGAAUAGAACUCCCUAAACUGAAAGACAUGCAACAAAGUAUAUUUGACGCCGUUAGGGACGCUGGUGGUUUUCUCCGAGCUGUAGCACCACCUCGAAUGAAACUUGCAAAAGCUCGCGCAGCAUUCGGGGGACAGAGUGAAAAACCAAGUAUCCAGGAUUCGGAGCAGCGCAAAUCGCCGAGCUACACACCGCUGCACGAAGGCUUCGCAGAAGCCGUGACGCUUUCAUCUGACACCACAACUUCUACGCCGCAUGAAGAAGUGGAGGAAAUGCAUUCACCGCCAGCCACAGCACCACUGUGGCGACCUGACCAGCCGCCUCGACAAGGUGCUGGACCGGGUCGGCAGCAACUACACACACCUGGUUCCUCCAGGAGUCCUCAGGAUCAAUUGCCGAAGCUUGCCUCUGCGUCUGUGUUUCUCCCAGGGUCUUCUCUACCGACUGUGUCGUCGGAAGCAGUUGUAGCUGCUUCCGACGACACAUUCACCCGUCCAUAUUUCCCUCCACCGCAAAUGAGCUUUGCACAGCCGCCUCAACCGUCAGAUGUGCAGCAGACUGCGCGUCCACCUCAUAGCGUCUCAUCAGAGCAAGCAUAUGGUGGUCACAGCGGUGCAGCGCCUUUUGUUCCUCCUUCUCCGCUGCCGCGUGUGGAUGUGGGUGGACUGUCUCAGCGGCUGCAGCCACCAGGGCCUUUUCAAGAAGAGGCUUACAGUAUUUUUAGUGAGGGCGGCACGUCUCACAGGUGGUCUUCUUCACAGGAGGAGCGGAGUGGUCAGCACGAGUGGCUGAUGGAACAACGGAGGCCAGAGCCGCCGGAAAAGGAUUUUGUGGGAACGGUGCAGUCUUCGCCUUACGCAACAGGUGCUGCGGCGCGUACAGGAGUGGUGAAAACCCGUCCGCCCCUAGCCGGAUUUUCACUGUGGCGACCUGACCGGCCGCCUCGACAAGGUGCUGGACCGGUUCGGCAGCAACUGCACACACAUAGUUCCUCCUGGAGUCCUCAGGAUCGAUCGCCGCAGCUUGUCCGUCCCCAAGUGUUUAUCGCAGGGUCUUCUCGGUUGACUGUGUCGUCGGAAGCACCUACGAGUGGAGUUUCAUUCACCCAUCCAUAUUUCCCUCCACUGCAGAUGACCUUUGCACAGCCGCCUCAACCGUCAGAUGUGCAGCAGACUGCGCAUCUAACUCAUAGUGUCUCAUCAGAGCGAGCAUAUGGUGGUCACAGCGCUGCAGCGCCUUGGGUUCCCCCUUCUCCGCUGCCGCGUGUGGAUGUGGGUGGACCGUCUCAGCGGCCGCAGCCGCCAGCGCCUUUUCAAGGUGGGGGUUACAGUCUUUUCGGAGGUGGCGGCAUACCCCCCUGGUUGCCUUUUUCACAGGCUUCACCUGAAUCUAUAGAGAGGCGCUCCCAUGGAAGUGACGGAAGGCCGCAAGAGGGAGAGGGGCGCCCAACGUCCUAUGCCGGAUGGCCAGGACGAAGCAAGAGAUAG